UUAUAGGGAAAACCUUACUGAACAUUCUUUGGUUAUACCGCCGUUGAUGUAAACGUGACAAUAAUACACACGUACACAUGAGCGCAUAUAUAUAAAUUACAAUACAUAUAGAGACCUCUCAAGAGAGAACGAAGACGAAGAAGAAAAAUGGACUGCAGAAAACACAAGCACCAAGGCAACGAAGGAGUAUGCCCUUCUUGUUUAAGAGAUAAACUCUCUCGCUUACCCAAUACGACGACGUCAUACUACAUCAUAAACCGAUCGAAUUCCUCUUCCACCACCGUCUCGUUUUCUCCCUCGUCGCCGCCGACGGCGGUUAAGGAUCACCACCGGAGAGCUGGUUCGAUGUCGAUAUCGUUCGCUGUGAGGGAAGCGUUGAGUGGUAAUCUGAUGGAAGGGCUGAAGAAAAGCAGAUCUAUGGCUCAUGCUCCGAGGGAUUCGUAUAUCGUUAGUGAUUCGAAGAAGAAGAAGACUGGUUUUUGGAAGAAGCUGCUUCAUCUGAAAGGGAAAGGCGGUGGUGCCGACGUCGGUGGGUUGGUUACUUCACGGCAACGCGUCUCUUAACUAAUCGACCAACUUUUUUUCACUCGAAUAUUUUCUAUUUUGAUUGUGUACAGUUAGUUACAGAUUAAAAAGUUCUAAUGGUGGAAAGUAAUGAUAAAGCGAUUUUUUUCCUGA
This is a messenger RNA of Brassica oleracea var. oleracea, 678 nucleotides long. RefSeq lists its product as uncharacterized. The transcript has a single exon. NCBI's taxonomy places the organism in Eukaryota, Viridiplantae, Streptophyta, Magnoliopsida, Brassicales, Brassicaceae. The record is from RefSeq and is a predicted model, not a curated record. The coding region runs from base 148 to 564 and encodes 138 amino acids.